AUGUCAUGCUCUCGCAACAACGCAUACUUUCCGGGUGAUCUGCACCCCACAAACUUGUGUCUCGGUGAACAAUCUGACGGCUAUGCUGCGUACGAAGUGAAGCUCUUCCAUGGUCAACGUGGUAGCCUCCUGGCCCCGGUAUCCAAGGUGCUCUCUGGAAUCAAGUUUCGCGGUUUAGUC
This is a messenger RNA of Opisthorchis viverrini, 180 nucleotides long. RefSeq lists its product as hypothetical. The annotation marks the transcript as partial. Lineage: Eukaryota; Metazoa; Platyhelminthes; Trematoda; Opisthorchiida; Opisthorchiidae. The transcript has a single exon. The record is from RefSeq and is a predicted model, not a curated record.